Carlito syrichta (Philippine tarsier) is the source of this 628-nucleotide messenger RNA. RefSeq names its product chromosome unknown C8orf59 homolog (gene RBIS). The record is from RefSeq and is a predicted model, not a curated record. Gene Ontology annotation, biological process: ribosome biogenesis. Gene Ontology annotation, cellular component: nucleolus. Lineage: Eukaryota; Metazoa; Chordata; Mammalia; Primates; Tarsiidae. Bases 68 to 394 code for a protein of 108 amino acids. The transcript is spliced from 4 exons.
CUUCCUGGACCCGGUGCGGGUAGACAGCUGCGGUUGGCGCUGCGUCAGUUGGAGCUUAAGAAGUUGCAUGCGGGUGUCCAAGACAAUGGCCAAGAACAAAUAUCUAGAGCAAAAGGCCAGGAUUAUAAGUGUACUUCAAAUGGCCAGCCAAAAACACUUUAAAUCUAAAAACAAAGCAAAACCAGUUACCACUAAUCUUAAGAAGAUAAACAUUAUGAAUGAAGAAAAAGUUAACAGAGUGAAUAAAGCGUUUGUAAAUAUACAAAAAGAACUAGCACACUUUUCAAAAGGCCUUUCUCUUGAACCUCAGCAGAAAGAACUGAUUCCUCAGCAGCGUCAUGAAAGUGAACCAGUUAAUGUUGAUGAAGCUACAAGAUUAAUGGCUCAGUUGUAAUACAGUGGUAAUGGAUCUAAUUGCUCAAAAAGACCAAUAAAUUAAAUGUUUCAUACAAUUUUAUUUUUAAAAAUCUUGUUAAUGUACAGGCAUUGGCACAUUUUAAAAACAAACUACACAAACAGAUCUUUCCUAUAGUCUAGGAAAGUGGAAUGUCAGAAGUCAACAAAAUGUGAUAAACUUAAAGUGCUAAAACAGAAGGCACUUCACAAAAUCUGUUCACUGAAACAGUUA